AUGAGCAGGAAGACGCGGCGUUGGAUCCUACAUUUUUUCCUGUGCCUCGGAGUAGUGUACCUGAAGAUCGGGGGUCUGUCAUCGGUGGUGGCGCUGGGAGCGAGCAUCAUCUGUAAUAAAAUCCCGGGCCUGGCCCCUCGUCAGCGGACUAUCUGUCAGAGCCGGCCUGACGCCAUCAUCGUGAUCGGAGAGGGGGUUCAGAUGGGCAUCAACGAGUGUCAGUUCCAGUUCAGACACGGGCGGUGGAACUGCUCGGCCCUGGGAGAGAGGACCGUGUUCGGCAAAGAGCUCAGAGUGGGCAGUAAGGAAGCAGCGUUCACGUACGCCAUUAUCGCUGCCGGGGUGGCCCAUGCCAUCACUGCAGCCUGCACCCAGGGCAGUCUGAGUGGCUGCGGCUGUGACAAGGACAAGCAGGGUUUCUACAACCAGGAGGAGGGCUGGAAGUGGGGCGGCUGCUCAGCGGACGUCCACUACGGCGUGGGUUUCUCCAAGGUGUUUGUGGACGCACGGGAAAUUAAGCAGAACGCCAGGACCCUCAUGAAUUUACAUAACAAUGAAGUGGGACGCAAGGUCCUGGAGAAGGGAAUGCGUCUGGAGUGCAAGUGUCACGGCGUGUCGGGGUCUUGCACCACCAAAACCUGCUGGACGACGCUCCCCAAGUUCCGUCAGCUGGGAUACAUUCUCAAGGACAAGUACAACCAGGCCAUACACGUGGAGCCGGUGCGAGCCAGCCGCAACAAGCGCCCCACCUUCCUGAAGAUCAAGAAACCCCAUUCCUACCGUAAGCCCCUGGACACGGAGCUGGUCUACAUCGAGAGGUCGCCCAACUACUGCGAGGCCGACCAGCUGACCGGCAGCAUGGGGACGCAGGGUCGCCUGUGCAACAAGACGGUCCUGCAGCCCAACAGCUGCGACCUGAUGUGCUGCGGCCGCGGAUACAACACGCACCAGUACUCGCGCGUGUGGCAGUGCAACUGCAAGUUCCUGUGGUGCUGCUACGUCAGAUGCAACACCUGCAGUGAGAGGACAGAGGUGUAUACCUGUAAAUAGAGAUUGGACGUGUAUUCACCUGAAGCGAUGCCUCUAACUUGAGUUGCCAGUGCACAUCUGUCAUCACACUGGACUCCACCUGUGGGCUCAUACUUUUAUUUCUAUUUUUCAUGAUGCCACGUCAUGCUCCAGGCUUGUUGAUCUGCCGGCCACACUGUUCUAUUGGCUCGACUCACCUCAGACUGAUGGCUUGACUGACUUUAUCUUUUUCUAGACUAAUAAUUUAUUCAGUGAGAAAACUACUGAUCUUUUUUUUUUUAUUUCACUGUCAGCUAAAUCUGGUGGCGUUUUAAGCUGGUGUAGAUGCCUGGCAUUUUAUUUAGAAAAUAUCCAAGUGCACUUAAGAGCAAUAAUAAUUUCCUUUUUUUUGUAAAAGACAAUUUAAACACUGGAGCUGAAACCUGAAAGAGUCAGGACUGAACUUGACUUACAGAUUUGGGAACCUGCCGCUUGCGUGCAUUAAACCCUGCAGAGGAAGAUGAAACUACUGAUUCUGGACUCGUUCUGAUAGUAUUGUUUUGUGCUUGUUUGUUUCCCCUUCCACUCCAGUCUGCUGCUAGUUGUCUGGAAACUUCUGGAGUUUGUGACGAGCAGACAUAUUGACUCUUCAGGCUUAGUUCAGGCAAACGUCUGAGCUUCCAGACAUACAUUUCCUUCAAUGUUGGUCGAUAGAAUAUAUUUUGUAAGAGAUUAUUUUUAUAUAAAUAUUGUUUUAUUUAUUUUCUGUCUCUGUGUAAGAUAUUUCCCCUUCAGCAUUUCUCCACCCACUGAAACACUGUUUUAAAAUGUGCCUCAGCAGAAGAAUACAAUGAUGUCACACUGAGAUGUGCAGUAUUGUGAUAAUGUAACUCGUUUCAGGAAGCAUCACACUUUGCCUUCCGACCUACUGAGAGCCAAAGUACCACUGUCCCCUCCCGGCUGGACACUGGUCCAUAAUAGAUAGAUAGAUAGAUAGAUAGAUAGAUAGAUGUACCUUAUUGAUCACAAAUUGGGAAAUUAUUGAACAUUAGUUUCUGAGUCAUUGCAUCUCCUGCAGUGGAUUUCAUGUUUUUGGAGUUUACUCUCUACAUUCUGAGAUCAUCCAGUUUCCACGAACAACAAAGUGCUUUCUCCCUUAUCUAUACCAGCACCGACCCUGUCAUCUUCUGAUGAGCUGCUAACUUUGAACUGACAGUUAAAGGAUAUGGCGUUAAAGGAUGAUUAAAUAAGAAUACAAAUAAUGAAUGAGCAUAAAUGCAUAUUUGAAUCCAUUCACAAUUGGCAUCACAGUGCGUCUCAUGACCAGAUUGUCUCUAGAUAUGAUUUGAACCCUGAUUGCAUUUAUACCUGGCAUUGAAGCCAGGUGAAGUAAUCCUAGAAGAGCUAGCAAGAGCAGGUUGAAGAAAAAUGCAACAAUACAUUCCACCGCCUCCCAUUAGCUAAGCCCACAAAGCACAUGAACGUGCACUGACUGACAACUGCUCGAUGUGACUCACUGGCUACUGGCUAACAUCUUUGCGUCAGCGGAGUAGGUUUCACGACAGAAGACUGUUAUGUGCAGUGAGUUCACGGGCAGGCAUAUCGGUUAGUGACAGACAGGUACACCAGACAAUCAUUUUGUUCAGAGGGCCACAGAAACUUUAUCUAUUGAUGCUAUCAGGACAAUGAGGAUUCCAACAAAUACAAUUUACCAACCACUCGUUAAAUGUGUAUCUCCUAAUUGAGAUGUGACUGAGUGCGAAUGCUUUGUCAAUCGUGACGUCCUUCUCUUUUAUGCGCCGGUCCAAAAGACAAAAAAAAAAAAGAUAGACAGUACGUUAUUGUGUUUGCUGGUUUUUGCUGCUACCUUGCUUGUUUGGAAUAGUAUUUCUGCCUUUGUAGUUACUCCAUAUGGAUCGACAACACAUUUACAUGUGAGGUGGUUACCUCUGACUGAAUCGCAGUCCGUCCUCAAAGCAUCUCAGGUGCAUCUACAACUGUAAACUCAUAUUGUCAAACUCGAACUGAUUCCAAUCGGAUCUCCCAGAAUGCAUUUCAAUGCCUGUUUAAAUGGGGUAUUCCAUUUUUUUCCCACAUAUUCAGUCAAAUUAAUUGAAAGGCGCUACAUGUUUCAGAGCUGGUUAAUAAUCCAAACAUGAUGAUAAUGAGUUAUGAUUACUAGAGGAACCCAACCUGGAAGUUGGACUCUGGCUGUGUGUGAGACUUGACAGUUUUUAAUACUUGGUAUCAUUGACACAUUUCAGGAAGGACGUUUGCUACCAAGCUCCAAACUAUGAAAUAGCCUUUGAAACAAUCUGAGGUACAUUGAAAGGACUGUAGUGAGCAGCCAGGUUAUAAUAGAUACAAGUGUAAAAUGCCUUCAUCCACACAUGACUCCAGUUGUAGAAACUAUGCUGUUUAUUCACAGUAUUUGGUUAUUAACAAAAUAAUUCCCUGUGAACUGUCACUCAACCCUGCAUGGUUAAAGCUUUGUCUUGUGUGUGACUGAAUUAAUGAAAUCAUAUCAAAGCUGAAAUAUUCUUACAUCAGAAGUUAUUUUCAUGUAGAA
Pleuronectes platessa (European plaice) is the source of this 3577-nucleotide messenger RNA. RefSeq names its product wingless-type MMTV integration site family, member 7Aa (gene wnt7aa). NCBI's taxonomy places the organism in Eukaryota, Metazoa, Chordata, Actinopteri, Pleuronectiformes, Pleuronectidae. Gene Ontology annotation, molecular function: frizzled binding; cytokine activity. Bases 1 to 1050 code for a protein of 349 amino acids. Gene Ontology annotation, cellular component: extracellular region. The record is from RefSeq and is a predicted model, not a curated record. The transcript is spliced from 4 exons. Gene Ontology annotation, biological process: positive regulation of JNK cascade; neuron differentiation; canonical Wnt signaling pathway.